UCCGUGCUCAGUUAGCUCCGGGCGCUGUCGAGCUGAGAUUUUCCAUUCUCCAAAGCUGCUGAAGUUGUCUGGAAAGAAGAAAUCAGACAGCAUGGUUCCUCAGAUCAGCUUCUUCUGAAUCCAGACAUGGUGCAGCUGUUGGUGAUUAAAGAAGAAAUGCUCCCAGGAGUUGAAUCUGAGUGUUGACCAGACAGACAUGAAUGAGGUGCAAGAGGAACUUUGGACAAGUCAAGAUGAACAGCAGCAUCCCAGGCUACAGGAGGAGGGUGAUGGCACUAAGUUACCUUUCACUCUUGUUCCUGUCAAAAAUGAAACCGAUGAAGAAAAACCCCAAUCAACAGAGGUUCAUCAAAUCCAAAUAGAGGAGAACAUAGAGGCAAAGCCUCUGGCCAGCAGCUCAGCUGCAUACAAAAGACUGACAGCACAAGCUGAUGAAGGUGACUAUGAAGAACCAGAAACAGUGAGAAACUUGUGUCAUUAUAGUUGGUUACAACCAGAUACAGAUAGUAGGAAUUCCUGCAGUUCUGAAACUGAAACUGAUGAUAGUUACGAAUGGAAGCAGACCAGGAAUUUUUGUUCAGAUUUAAACUAUGUGCAAAACAGCGAUGCCUUUGAAAGUGAUAGCAAGUUUAACAUUUCUAGGAAACAGUUUAACUGCUCUGAAUGUGGAAAAGAUAUUGAUUACAUGAGCUAUUUAGAGCAAAACAAGAGAAUUCAAGCAAGUAAGAAAGCCUUUAACUGUCCUGAUUGUGUUAACAGGUCAAGCCAAAAGGACAUUCUGAACUCAAAUACAAGAAAUUAUACAGAAAGGAAAACAUUUUGCUGCUGUGAAUGUGGUAAAAGAUUUGGAAGACAGAGGAAUCUGGAUAGACACAGGAGAAUUCAUACUGGGGAGAAACCAUUUGGUUGUUCUGAGUGUGGUAAAACAUUUGGACAAGAGAGUAGUCUGAACAUACACAUGGCAAUUCAUACCGGUAUGAGACCGUUUGGCUGUCCAGAUUGUGGUGAACGAUUUGGACAAAAGACCAAUCUGUACAGACACAUGAGAAUUCAUACAGGUGAGAAACCAUUUGUCUGUUCGGAGUGUGGUAGAAGGUUUGGACGAGAGAGCAGUCUCAAGGUACACAUGAGAAUACAUACAGGAGAGAAACCAUUUGGCUGUUCUGAGUGUGGUGAAACAUUUGUACAAAAAAAUGGUCUGAACAGCCAUAGGAGAAUUCAUACAGGAGAGAAACCAUUUGGCUGUUCUGAGUGCGGUAAAGGAUUUGGUGAGAAAACUGAUCUUAAAAGACACAUGAGAACUCAUACAGGAGAAAAGCCAUUUAGCUGUGCUGAGUGUGGCAAAAGAUUUGGACGAGAGAGCAGUCUGAAUGUACACAUGGUAGUUCACACAGGCAAGAAGCCAUUUGGCUGUUCUGAGUGUGGUAAAAGAUUUGGAGUAAAGAGUACCCUGAAUGUACACAUGAGAAUUCAUACAGGAGAGAAACCAUUUAUUUGUUCUGAGUGUGGUGAAAGAUUUGGAGUAAAGUGUAAUCUGAAUGUACACAUGAGAAUUCACACAGAGGAGAAGCCAUUUCAUUGUUCUGAGUGUGGAAAAAGAUUUGGAGAAAAAAAUGACCUGAAAAGACACAUGAGAAUUCAUACAGGAGAAAAACCAUUUAGUUGUUCUCAAUGUGGUGAAACGUUUGGUGUAAAGAGUUAUUUGAAAAGACACAUAAGAAUUCAUACAGGAGAGAAACCAUUUAGUUGUUCUGUGUGUGGUAAAAGAUAUGGAGAAAAAAGCAGUCUGACCAGGCAUAUGAGAAUUCAUACAGGAGAGAAGCCAUUUGGCUGUUCUGUAUGUGGUAAAAGAUUUGGUGACAAAAGCAGUCUGAACAGACACAUGCGAAUUCAUACAGGACGGUGGGUUGGAGUUCCUACUGGACAUUUGCCUCAAAUGUCCUCGGUCCCACUGUGAAGAGGGUUUGCGGGGAGAGAUCUCUGUAUGAGGACGUUUCAGUGAAAACGAACCCUAGCUAAAAACUCCACAAAGCAAAUAUGGAAAAGUCGGAAAAUGGCAAAUUGUACUGGCCGGAUGUCUCCCAGGAUAAAAAGGUCCCCAAAUCAUGCCUAGGCACCAGGGUGUGUGAGGAAAGUAAUGGUGCAACUUCUCUUAGUGCUGCAGGGAAUGAUCUCCCCUGCGAGAGCACUCAACUGGAUAACCCAUCAGAUCAGCAUAGCUCUGAUCCUGGACUCCAGCAGCAACAGCCUCAAAGGCCAAAAAGACAUCUACGAAAAUACGCCACUGUUACUUGGACCAUUGAAGAGAAGAAAACAAUCUUCUACUGCUUCGCUUACUCAAGACAUGAGAAGUGGGGCAGGAGAAAAAAGGCAGUAUUUGAGGAGAAGAUAAAAGAAGCGGAUUUACCAAUGGA
Molecule: messenger RNA, 2414 nt
Organism: Thalassophryne amazonica
Lineage: Eukaryota; Metazoa; Chordata; Actinopteri; Batrachoidiformes; Batrachoididae
Product: gastrula zinc finger protein XlCGF57.1-like
Exons: 3
Coding region: 197-1957 (586 amino acids)
Biological process (GO): regulation of transcription by RNA polymerase II
Molecular function (GO): RNA polymerase II cis-regulatory region sequence-specific DNA binding; DNA-binding transcription factor activity
Source: RefSeq, a predicted model, not a curated record